AUGCAUAAACCUCACGGUUCUUUGGCACCUACUCCUCACACAACUUCUCAAUCUGCUCAAUUACCAGGAGGUUGUGGUCAUGUCGGGCAGUGGCGCCAAGCGUUGCUCAGAGAGCUGAAGCACGAUUCUGGCGUGUUCUACGUUGGCUUGGACGGAUUUGCCUAUGCUCGUAGGCUGUCUGACAUUAUCGGACUUGAGGAUAAUUGGCUUUUCAGACAAGGCGUGAAGCUUCAAGGCCUGGAUUUUCAAAACUCGAGUUUGAAAGAUAGAGAACUGUUGGGACCUUAG
This is a messenger RNA of Laccaria bicolor S238N-H82, 288 nucleotides long. RefSeq lists its product as uncharacterized. Bases 1 to 288 code for a protein of 95 amino acids. The transcript has 2 exons. NCBI's taxonomy places the organism in Eukaryota, Fungi, Basidiomycota, Agaricomycetes, Agaricales, Hydnangiaceae. The record is from RefSeq and is a predicted model, not a curated record.